AUGGUCUUCGGACGCCUGGGCCUCGUCUCCCUUCGCGUAAAAACCGUCGAGAGUGUGAAUCACAACACCAAGCGCCUGGUUUUUGCAUUCCGGGAUCCCCACGCGCACAGUGGGCUACAACUCACCUCUGCUCUGUUAACACUCAGCCGUCCGCAGGGCUCUUGGCUGCCGGUCAUUCGACCGUACACGCCGAUCAAUGAUCUCGACAAGCCCGGCCAGCUCGAACUCCUGGUGAAACGCUACCCGAAUGGCAAAGCCAGCAGCCACAUCCACUCCCUGCACCCAGGUGACUCACUCACAUUCCUCGCCCCGCUGCGAGGGUUCGAGUGGAAACCCAACCUGGUCCCCCACGUCUACAUGCUCGCCGGUGGAGCGGGCAUCACACCCAUGUACCAAUUGAUCCGGGGCAUCUUGAAGAACCCGGACGACCGAACCAAAAUCAGCCUAGUCUUUGGAGUAAACACGGAAGAGGACAUCUUGCUACAGUCCGAGCUGGAAGGUCUCGCAAAGCAGUUUCCCGGGCGGUUCUCGUAUCUCUUCACUGUGAGCCGGCAGGAGGGAAAGCAGUUCCCGGGGUCGAGCGAUGAAGGUCGCCUCAGGACUGGGUACAUCGACGAGCAACUUCUGCGGGGUGUCGUAGGGAGAGAUUCGCUUUCGGGGGCCAAGGUAUUUGUUUGUGGGCCGCCUGCCAUGGAGCAGGCAUUGGCUGGCUCUGGGUCUUGGGGGACAAAGUCGGGAAUCUUGCAGCAGCUUGGCUUCACAAAGGAGCAGAUCCACAGAUUCUAG
Messenger RNA from Aspergillus versicolor CBS 583.65, 786 nucleotides. Its product is annotated as cytochrome b5 reductase family protein. The transcript is spliced from 3 exons. The record is from RefSeq and is a predicted model, not a curated record. Gene Ontology annotation, molecular function: cytochrome-b5 reductase activity, acting on NAD(P)H. NCBI's taxonomy places the organism in Eukaryota, Fungi, Ascomycota, Eurotiomycetes, Eurotiales, Aspergillaceae. The coding region runs from base 1 to 786 and encodes 261 amino acids. Gene Ontology annotation, biological process: ergosterol biosynthetic process.